Messenger RNA from Meloidogyne enterolobii, 1763 nucleotides. NCBI's taxonomy places the organism in Eukaryota, Metazoa, Nematoda, Chromadorea, Rhabditida, Meloidogynidae. The record is from the annotation of a GenBank genome assembly.
UUCCUGUUAGAAGGCCUCCUCCAACUAUUCUUAUGUGGAAUAAAAUUUUUGGCGCUUCUCUAGCAGAAAGUUUGCUUCAAUAUAAAAAUGAUGGACAAUGUUUUUAUAAAUGCAUUUAUACAGAUAAUCGUUCUCUAGAACAAACAGCUUCAAUAUUAGUUUUCCAUAUUCGUGAUAAUCUUGAUAAAAUGCCAGAACAUCGAACACCUCAACAACUUUACACAUUUUUUAUUCUUGAAUCUCCGCCGCAUACUUGGGGACUAGGAAGGGCAGUUCCUCCCGACUUUUUUAAUAUUUCAAUGACUUAUAGAGCAGAUAGUGAUGUAUAUUAUCCUUAUGAUAUGUUUGAAGAAUAUACUAAAAAAGAUUUGAAAGGUGGAUUAGUUACCUAUGAGCAGAUUUGGACUGAGAAUGAGAUUGAUAAGAAAAUAAAAGCAAAGGAUAAACUUGCUUUACAAAUUGUUUCAAAUUGCAAUACAAAAUCGCUUCGUGAAAAAUAUGUUAAUAAAUUGAAAGAUUUAAUACAAAUAACUCAAAUUGGUACUUGUUCUGAUGGAAUACUAGCAAUCCUGAAGAAUUGGCGAGAUUGUGCAGAUAAAUUAAUUGAUUCUCAUCAUUUUUAUUUUGCCUUUGAAAAUUCUGUUUGUGUUAAUUAUGUAACAGAAAAAUUUUGGAGACUUAAAAGCUUAAUUGUGCCUGUAGUUUUGUCAAGGAAAAUAUUUGAAGGAUUAAAUAUUCCAAAUGAUUCAUUUAUUGCAGCAGAUGAUUUUAAAAGUCCAAAAGAUUUGGCAUCUUUUCUAGAAAAAUUAGCAGCAGACAAAAAACGAUAUAAAAGUUAUUUUCGUUGGACAAAAAAAUAUAAAAAAACAAAGAAUACAAACAAUAUUUCCAAUCCACUUUGUAAUCUUUGUAAAAUGGCACAUAUAAAUAAUAAAGAAUUAAAAAUAAAAAAUAUUUAUGAUUUUUGGAAUGGAGGGGGGAAAUGUCAGCAAGGAUUUGCUUUAAAUGUUUUGCUCGCUAGUGAACAUGAAGCUUCCGGCGGGAACGUGGGUCUUAUCAUUAGCAUUGUCAUUGUCGUUGUAGUCCUGCUUGCUGUAGUUGGUGGCCUUGUCUGGUUCUUCGUGCUCCGAAGAAAAGGUGAAGAAGCUAAAGGAAUGGAAAUGGGAAUGACCGGUGCUAGAGGUAUGAAGACGAACAAAGUUGGAGCGACUCAAGCAAAGAUCGGCGGAAUGACUACUGUUGGAGGAAUGCAAGCCAAAACAGGUGGAGCGACAACUGCUGGACGAGCUACCUCAAAAGCUGCUGGAACAACGAAGGGAGGAGCGACAUCGAAGGCUGGAGGGGCAACGUCGACGGAGUAUAAGAAUGUAAGAUAAGAGAAGAUGACAUAACCUCACACUUUUCCCUCUUAUCAAAGCUGGACAUAUACAUACUUUAAAGUGAAAAAUUAUAACAGGGUAUUAAUGAUUCAAACGUGGGUUGGACAUAACCGGUCAUUAAUCGGUACACCCGGUUUUCGAUUCCGGUUUAUGACUGCUCCUAGAGUUUUGGUGAACUAAGACUGGGUUUUUGACUAAAUUUUUUACAACUAUUUUUUGAAAAAGGGUUGGCCGUAACUUUUGUGGAGUAUUGUAUUUAAUCCAUUCAAGCCAUCUUUUUUCCUCACGCCUACCAUCUUUAAUUUCUCAUUUGUUUCACCGGUCAGUAGGGGUAUAUAGCAGGCCUCUGAAAAACUCGAGACCAAGACUUCACCCCAUGAACAA